Molecule: messenger RNA, 1194 nt
Organism: Kalmanozyma brasiliensis GHG001
Lineage: Eukaryota; Fungi; Basidiomycota; Ustilaginomycetes; Ustilaginales
Product: JAB/MPN domain protein
Exons: 1
Coding region: 1-1194 (397 amino acids)
Cellular component (GO): eukaryotic translation initiation factor 3 complex; eukaryotic 43S preinitiation complex; cytosol
Molecular function (GO): translation initiation factor activity; metallopeptidase activity; protein binding
Source: RefSeq, a predicted model, not a curated record
AUGUCUGCAGCCGCACGUGCAGCGCCAUCCGCCGCUGCCGCCCCCGCGCCGACCGCCGCCAACCUCAAAGCAUCCAGCACCGAUGCUCAGUCUGACCUUGACCGCGCUGCUCUGGAAGCCCUCGAGCUCGACUCGGACGUCAUCACCUCGGUGCGCCUCGAUGGUCUCGCCCUCACAAAGAUUGUCAAGCACUGCCGCGAUGCGCACCCUGCCUCCGCCUCCGGUGCCCUCCUCGGCAUGGACCUCGGCGGAACACUAGAAGUCUCCAACGUCUUUGCUCUCCCCAACCCUGGCCGUAGCAACAGCGAACGCGACGAAGAGGAGGACCGAAGCAGCCGCAACGCAACCAGAUACACAUCCGAUAUGGUUCGAUUGCUGCGUGAUGUCAACGCCGAUGCCAACCCCGUCGGUCUCUACCAGGGAUGCUUCCUGGGUGCUUUCCUCAACUCGUCCGUCGUUGAUGGUCUUGCUGCUAUUGCUGGUCUGAUGGAGCGUGACGGUGCUAGCGGUCGUGGCAAGGGCGUUCUGAUCGUGCACGACCUGGCUCAGUCUGCCCAGGGCAACACCUCGGUCAAGGCAUACCGACUGUCGCCUUCCUUUGUCGAAGCCCACAAGAAGGGCAAGUUCCACACACAGAGCCUCAUCGACCACAAGCUCACAUUCGCCAACAUCCUCAUCGAGAUCCCCGUUUCGCUCCGAAACACGGCCCUUCUCGAUGCUUUCCUCAGCAGCAUCUCGACACCUAGCGCACCCGGUCCCUCGAUCGUGCAGCCCAGCACAUCGGAUCUGCUCCGCAACCCGCCCACUGCCGCUCUCACACCAUCGUAUACCUCUUUGAACCUUGCAUUGGAACCUGUGCUGGCGUCGUCGCUCGAGUCGACACUGGAGGUUAUGGACGAGCACGCUGCCGAGGCCGGAAACGUUGGAUUCCAAGCCCGUCAGCUUGCACGAGAGAAGGCCAAGGCGGAAGCCUACCUUGUCCGCAAGAAGGCCGAGAACGCAGCACGCGAGGCACAGGGCCUCGCUCCUCUCCCCAUCGAGGACGUUAACCGUCUGUUCAAGAUUCCCGCCGAGCCAUCGCGUCUCGAGGCGACCUUGCUGCUCGGUCAGAUCGACAGCUCAGCGAGACGUCUCGCCGAGACGGCUGCGCUUGGUGUGAUCCAGCUCAACGCCGCCAAGACUGGCGCUGUGUAA